CACCUGCUGGCAAGAAGAUGUAAACACAGAGACGUUACAAAACACUGGACUUUCACUUAUAUAAAGCGCUUCUCACGUGUAGUGUUGUCUGCAUGAAAAUAACAAUUCAAAGAAGAAAAAGCAGCGCUACCGUAUUACACUGAAAUGGCACGGGCGAAGAAGGGUCCUUCAGAAUCGAAGCAGAAGUCGAGGAGGCAGAAUGGAGAAACGUCUGGGGCUGCAGGACAAACCAUCUCCAUGAAGCUUCGGCAGAAGAUGGACGGGAAGAACACAUUGAAAACAGGGCCUGUUUUCCCAACCACCAUGAUAAAAUCUUCAGUUGGGAAGAGAAGUGGACCAGGAAGCAUCCUGAACUACAUUUACCAGAGUACACUGGGGCAGAGCCUUCGUUCUCAGAUGAGACAGUGUCUCCAGGAGCCAUUUGUACGUUCCCUGUCCUCCUAUAAGCUCCACCGUACAGCCAGUCCGUUUGACCGGCGGGUCACCUGUCUGGAGUGGCACCCCUCGCACCCCACCACGCUGGCGGUCGGCUCCAAGGGAGGAGACGUGGUCCUCUGGGACUACAACGUGCUCAACAAGACCAGCUUCAUACAAGGGAAGGGAGCCGGGGAUUUUAUUGGUGGGAUGACGUUUAGCCUGACGGACCCGUCCAAGGUCUACCUGGCGUCCGGCGACGGUACACUGACCGAGCAGAGCUUUCAGGGCGGUCCAGGAACGGUUCUGUCCAGAGUCCAGGACUGUGGACACGAUCACCACAAUGUCUGUCUGUGGUACUGCUGUGUAGAUGUGUCGUUGAGCAGACAGAUGUUGGUGACAGGAGACAACAUUGGACGAGUCUUAUUGCUGGGCAUGGAUGGACACCAGGUCUUCAACGGGAAGCUGCACAAAGCCAAAGUGACCCAUGCUGAAUUCAACCCUCGCUGCGAUUGGUUAAUGGCGACAGCGUCCGUCGACCACACGGUGAAGCUAUGGGACCUGAGGAACAUCAAAGACAAGAACACUUACCUCCACGAGAUGGUUCAUGACAAAGCUGUUAACUCAGCCUACUUUAAUCCAGUUGACUGCUCCAAGCUCCUGACCACGGACCAGUAUGACCAGAUCAGGGUGUACUCCUCUUCUGAUUGGUCAACUCCUCAGCAGAUUAUCCAGCACCCACACAGACAGUUUCAGCACCUCACACCAAUCAAGGCCACGUGGCACCCUCUGUACGACCUGAUGGUGGUUGGACGGUACCCUGACGAGAGGGUGUGUCCAGGUACCCUGAGGACCAUCGAUAUCUAUGAUGCCAACACAGGAGAGCUGGCAUGCCAACUACUGGACCCCAACGCCCCUGGCAUCAUAUCUGUCAACAAGUUCAAUCCAAUGGGAGAUGUUUUAGGAUCUGGAAUGGGAGUGAACAUCCUAGUGUGGAACAGAGGGGAGACAUUGGCUGGUAAGCAGCGGAGAGGAGAGCUACAACAGGAAGCAGGAGUCCAGGUUGGCAGAGGUAGAGGCCAGCGGAGGAGAAGAGGGGAGACUCGGAGGGGGGGAGGGACGGGGGGACGGGGGGGAGAGGAUGAGGACGACAUUGGGAAGCUGAAGAAGAAGCUGUCUUCGUCCUCGGGCACCAGAACCAGAACAUCCAGGGACACAGAAGGGUCCAAAUAAAUAAUCCGGGAGAAAGAGAGAGGUUGUUUGUGAUGUUGGAUGUUUCCUUUAUCGUGUGUUUCCUUUAUUUUGGUAGUUACUCGUAUACAAAAUUACAUCAUUUGGUGUUUUGUUGAUGGUGGAAAAACACUGUCUGAGGCAGCACUUCAGAAUCUCCCAAGAGUGUUCAAUUGGGUUGACUGAUACAUCCUCUAUGUUCCUCUGAGAGCCCUCUGUCAGUCACUGAGAUCUGGUGACUGAGACACAUCCUCUAUGUUCCUCUGAGAGCCCUCUGUCAGUCACUGAGAUCUGGUGACUGAGACACAUCCUCUAUGUUCCUCUGAGAGCCCUCUGUCAGUCACUGAGAUCUGGUGACUGAGACACAUCCUCUAUGUUCCUCUGAGAGCCCUCUGUCAGUCACUGAGAUCUGGUGACUGAGACAUCCUCUAUGUUCCUCUGAGAGCCCUCUGUCAGUCACUGAGAUCUGGUGACUGAGACAUCCUCUAUGUUCCUCUGAGAGCCCUCUGUCAGUCACUGAGAUCUGGUGACUGAGACACAUCCUCUAUGUUCCUCUGAGAGCCCUCUGUCAGUCACUGAGAUCUGGUGACUGAGACACACCCUCUAUGUUCCUCUGAGAGCCCUCUGUCAGUCACUUCUUCUAGCCAUAAUGGGCAACUGGGCAUAUAUUUUUUUUACGUGACCCUAAGCAUGAUGGGAUGUUAAUUUCUUAAUUACCUCAGGAACCACACCUGUGUGGAAGCAACUACUUUCAAUUUACUUUGUGUCCCUCAUUUACUCAAGUGUUUCCUUUCAUUUAGUCAGUUUCCUGUCUGCAUUUGUAAUCUGUUACCUUUGUCUUGUUCAAGUCAUGUGUUUUAUUGAAAAUGUUCCAUUCCCUUUGUUAUAAACUGGGACAAUCGUGACAUCCACAGAUGUUUCAAAUAUGUCUGACAACACUGAAAACACAUUUCUUGUGUUUCAGAUGUUUUAUAAACCUCUGUUUCUGGUGAUAAAUUGUGACGUUUUAUACACUUUUUAUACUUUAUUAAAAAAGAGAAUUUUUAUCUUGAA
Oncorhynchus masou masou (cherry salmon) is the source of this 2697-nucleotide messenger RNA. It is a transcript of the gene ddb2, whose product is annotated as damage-specific DNA binding protein 2. The transcript is spliced from 11 exons. Gene Ontology annotation, cellular component: Cul4-RING E3 ubiquitin ligase complex; nucleus. The coding region runs from base 145 to 1647 and encodes 500 amino acids. The record is from RefSeq and is a predicted model, not a curated record. Gene Ontology annotation, biological process: DNA repair; response to UV. NCBI's taxonomy places the organism in Eukaryota, Metazoa, Chordata, Actinopteri, Salmoniformes, Salmonidae. Gene Ontology annotation, molecular function: protein binding; damaged DNA binding.